This is a messenger RNA of Eleginops maclovinus (Patagonian blennie), 4422 nucleotides long. RefSeq names its product E3 ubiquitin/ISG15 ligase TRIM25-like. The coding region runs from base 196 to 2421 and encodes 741 amino acids. Lineage: Eukaryota; Metazoa; Chordata; Actinopteri; Perciformes; Eleginopidae. The transcript has 13 exons. Gene Ontology annotation, molecular function: protein binding. The record is from RefSeq and is a predicted model, not a curated record.
AGCGAGAGCGAGAGCGAGAGCGCGCGAGAGCGAGAGAGCGAGAGCGAGAGAGCGAGACUGCACAGUAAUCUUCAUUACUUACACCGGUGAUACUGACCAAAAUCAACUACGAAACAACCUCCACCAGUGCAAGGUCGCUGUUCUCGAAAAAAAGCGACCCGGUCACCCGAGGACUCGAGCCCACACUGACGUUUCAUGAUGGCGGAGAGUGACCACAGCCAGUUUUCUCUGCUGAGUCUGGAGGAAGAGCUGACCUGUAGCAUCUGUCUGUGUCCCUUUAACUGCCCGGUGACCAUACCCUGCGGACACAACUUCUGCCAGGACUGCCUCCUCGCCACCUGGAAGGACUCGUACAGCUGUCCUCAGUGUCGGACCCACUUCCCCACCAAACCGGAGCUGAAGAAAAACACGGUCCUCAGCACUGUCGUGGAGACCUUCAACCAGCGGACGACCAAGAGCGAGGACGAACCGGGGACAGCAGAGGACAGCAAAGAGGGGAGACAGGAUGUCAUACGCUGUGAUACAUGUAUGGAAGCAGAAGCGGCGCAGACCUGCCUCACCUGCAUGGCCUCUUUCUGCGAGGAGCACCUGCGGCCUCACCGGGAAAACCCAACGUUUAGAGUCCACCAGCUGAGUGAGCCUGUUGGCGACCUGUCCGAACGCAUCUGCCCGGACCACCACAAGCUGAUGGAGCUCUUCUGCAGCCAACAUUGCCGUCCCAUCUGCAGCCUCUGCCUCCAGCAGGUCCACAAAGGCUGCUCCUUUAUGUCCCCACAGGAGCAGAGGAACCUGAAAGAGUCCGACCUGAGAGGCAAGUUGGGUUUGCUGGAUGAGAAAACAACGAAGAAUGAGAGAGUUAUCUCACAAAUUGGUGACAUGGAGGACAAGCUAAAGGACUCGGCGACCAACAGGAAGGCGGCUCUGGCAGCUGAUUAUCAGCAGAUCCGGAAUAUGUUGGCCCGAGAGGAGUCUGAAGCUCUGAAUACUGUUGACCGUGAGCUGCAGAGUGGUCAGACUAAACUUAAGGGUCUUGCCAAGAAGCUCAAAGAGAACGUUGUUCAAAUGAGUAAAACUAAAGAAGACAUCCACAGUCUGCUGAGUCAGUCCCAAACUCUGGCCUUCCUACAGGCUUCUGUCAACCUGCCAAAGGCUGUGAGCUUUGAGCCUUACACCCCUCAAAUCAACCUGGAUUCUAAGAAGGUGAAAGCUUCGCAGGCCUUUUGUGCAGACCUGAAGGUGCAUUUGACAGAGAUGUUUAAAGAGCCUGUUGAGGACAGACCGCUGAUACUCAAACCAGAAAUCUAUGGCUCAGCACCUGAAAGCACUGGACCUCAUCCCCAAUCUGAAGGCACCAAGCCUAUGAAGCAGAAAAAGCCCCCCAGGUCCCACAGUCCAGGUCGUCCACCCAUCGAGCCAUUAUUUCAUCCAGUUUAUAUGGGGUCAUAUCCACGCCACAAUGCACCCCAGCAUCACCCAGGCUACAACAAGGAUCCCCGAUUUAUGGCAGGACAAAAGCCAAAUAACCCUGGCAUUUUAGGAGCUUAUGGGGGAAAUUCACCUUUUGGCCCUGGGACUUACAAGGAAUCCGGUAUGUUCAACUAUCACAUGGUAAUGAAUUUAAGUGAUCUAAUUGAGCCGCAAUGGACAGGUCCAGGUUCUCAACACAAAGCAGGCCAGAAGGAGAAAUCUCAAAAAACAAAACCUCACAAAGCUACAAAAAACAAUAUUGGACAAGACAAUCAAGCCCGCUCAACAGAAAACCUCUUGGAUUUGGAGGGGAUAGGCCAACCCAGAAGCUGUUCUCCUUCAGCUGAUUUUAAUAAAAAUGAAAUGUCAGACAUUCCUCCAAGCAUAACAUCUGCUGAAAAAAGAACCGAACUUCUGAAGUAUGGUACGGUUCUCACUUUGGAUCUAAAGACGGCCCACGAACGCAUCGUACUGAGUGAGAGCUUCACUAAGGCGUCAGUGUCAGAUGAACACCCAGACUGUCCCGACUGUCCUGAACGCUUCUCAGUCUGCUCCCAGGUGCUCGCCUCCCAGAGCUUCUCUAAAGGUCGCCACUACUGGGAAGUGCGACUGAGCUGCAACAACUUCAUUGGUUUAGGUUUGGCUUACAAGAGCAUUAACCGCAAAGGUCCCUCCAGUCGACUCGGCCGCAACGCCCAGUCCUGGAGUAUCGAGUGGUUUAACGUCAAGCUGUCCGCUUGGCACAACAGCAAUGAGACCGUGCUGGUCAAUCCCAAUCCAAAGCGCGUAGGCGUGCUGUUGGAUUGUGACGAGGGCACUGCUACAUUCUAUAACGUGGCAGAUAGGGCAUAUCCCUUCCACACCUUUGUGUUCCCAUUUGCCCAAGCUGUGUGUCCAGCUUUCUGGAUUUUCUCAAGUGGCUCGUCCGUAACUUUGUGCAAGCUUCAGCCAUAAGGAGCAUGUGCACAUAAUUGGCAUGCGAGCACACUCGUAAUACACAGAUUUUUUCUUCUUAAUACACUCACAAUAAUGGAAUAUACUACUCUUCUUGUUGCACUUAUUAAGACAUUCCCUGUUAACCCACCCCCAGCUUACAUUUAGCCAAAAUCAAUGUUGCAUUUGAAGUUGCAACUAAAUGGUUCUUUGUGCUGUUGGAGUGUGUCAACUUGAUUAUCCCCACUAUGACUUCUGUUAUGAGGAUGAUGAGAAGCUAACAGAACCCACACUGUACUCUUACAGUACAGCAUGUGUGCGUGCUAGUCUUUCUCCUGUAUUGUGAUACUGACUGGAUAAAGAAGUGAAUUAUUACGUCACUCCAGCAUGUGUCAGUACAGUGUUUUCAUAUGUCCACAUAUGGAAAAUGAAUGAUUGUUUUCGGAAUGCAUUGAAGUGUAGUUCUUAAGGUUAUAGGGCUGGGCGAUAUGGCAAAAAGUUAUUUGUUUCUCAUUCUGAUGACCUUUUUAAUAGAUUUCAUUUAGUCUCUAAACCGAUUUACCUUUUGAUCCGAAAACAAUAAUCAACUAUCUCUGUUUAAUGGCUUGUGCGUUUCAGACAACUGUACAACAGCUUAUUAUUAUCACUGUAGGCUACUAACAUGUAAUAAUUAUGAUAGAGAUUAAGUUGUAAAUUGAAUAAUGUAAACCUCAGAAAUUCACAAAAACGCCAAUGUUCUUUGAUAUUAUACAGGCCUACAUUUGCAAGGAACCUUUCUUUUUCCCGCAAAUAAAUGCCUCUUAUAAUAUGAGAGUAUUUUUCUCAUAAUGGAGUGUUUUUAUUUAUGCGAGUAAAGUUUGAAAAUCUUCAACGAUCUUUUCUUGUUAAAUCUCCGGUGUACACAGGUCAUGUCUCCAGUGGAAAAGCGUGGCACCACUUCCCUACUGACAAUGUAUUGAAAUGUUGUUUUUUCUGAAGUGCAUAUAUCAGUCAUAUCACCCAGCUCUAAAGCGUCACUUCUUCAUCUCUGAAUUUUUUUCGGCUGAUGUGAAUUUAAGUCAUAUAGACAAGUUCCAUCAAGUCCUGAUUAAUUUUUCCUUUUGAUUGUUUUAUGGGAUUUUGCCUUUUUAUUGGUGAAGUUAGAGGAAAUAAUUGAGGGAGUGGAAACGACGGUGUCAUGCUUGCAUGUUUUACCCCAUUGAUGUAAAUUGAUAUACCAUUUCACAUCUAUGGUGGGCAAAUAAACCAAAAAGCCAUCAGCCCGGUCUGUUGGCUUUUUGUAAGGUGUAAUAAAGUUAGUUUCACAGGGGUUAAUUAUUUGUUGGGCAAUACAAAGUUUACCCCGGCUUGUAAGGUGAUGAUGUGUCGCUAUGAUGCUCAUCUUGCAGGUGCUUAAUCUUGUGAAACAACAAACUGUAUGGGUGUCUAGCAGUAGAGCUGUCUACACAACAUGCAGUACGUUCACGGUGAAGUUAGCUGUUUGAAUACAGUUCUCUCUUCUAAUACUUUGAUUUAAAAAAACGGGAAAGGUUUGGACAUGAUCACUGAUUUUGUGAAUGAAUCUGUCUUAAUUGUGGGACGAGUUCAAAUAUCUUUGCGUCGUUUCAGGCAAUGCACUUCAGGUAGAGUGUUGUUAUUAGGCAAUAUGCUGUUAUGUAAAGGAACAGUUUUUCAUUGCAUUUAACCUGUAUAAUGAAAUCUGCUGUUUUCUUUUAGUCAACACAAUGAAGAGCUGUGGUUUGGGACACAGCUCCGCAGACUGUGGCAUGAUGAUCAUUUUGUUUGUUUGAUGUGCAUUUACUGAAACUGUGUUCAUUGUUCGUAGCAUUAUAUAUAUAUAUGGUCGGGGGUUGUAUAACAUUCGGACUGUGAAACCAACCUUUGUGUAAUGCUUCAUGUACGGUGGUUGUUUUCAGUUUACUGUUGUUUACUAUGUUUGCUAUUGACCUAAAAUUGCUGUGAUUAUGGCUCUUGUACAUUUAAUCAAUGUUAUUAUUAAUAAAAUAUGUUCUCUAUCCACAA